Messenger RNA from Drosophila bipectinata, 1559 nucleotides. Its product is annotated as salivary glue protein Sgs-3. The record is from RefSeq and is a predicted model, not a curated record. NCBI's taxonomy places the organism in Eukaryota, Metazoa, Arthropoda, Insecta, Diptera, Drosophilidae.
GUUUAGUUCCUCGCCGCAAACAAAACUAGUCACAACAGCGUGGAGCGGAAGCCAGCAGUCGCGAGUGAACCAGUUGAUAGUCUCACAGAUACUGGCUAAGCAAUAGAGCCAGAAAUAUUUAUAUAGAGAGCACCAGCUGCCCAGAAAGCUUUUCGAGACAGGAGCAAGUUUUUCUGAGGUGCCCAAGUGAACGCAGCUUUCAGCGAGUUGAAACCACACUUGAUCGAUUCAUUGCCACCGAGCCACUGAACCGCCUCGCAUUCCGCGAAUACUCGUACCAAAAAAAAAAAGUAAUUGUAAUUAAUAAAGCACCACCGAAAAUGCUUCGAACCAUCAUUAUACUACUGCUGAUUGCGGUAGCCAUCAAUGCAAUGGCCAUUCCACAGAGGGUCAAGCAGCAUUUCCCAGUGACUGGAACUGAUGAUGAAGAAACCACCUUGCCUCCGUUGGAAGAAUCAACUUUCAUGUCCUUGCCGAUUGGAACUGUUACCAUGGCCGUGGAUUCGGAUGAGAUCCUGAUGACCAGUCCCGAGGGUGAGGCCUUCACCGAAGGCAUUCCCGAUGGCACGACGGAGGAACCACUUCCGGAGUCAGUGAUUAAGCAGCUGGAGUUGGAACAGGCCCAGGAGGCGAAAAAGAAUGGAACUCCUGUGGAGUCCGAAGGGGAGGCGGAAACGGAGGCGACUGAGCCACCAACCACGACUGAAACUCCCAAACCGACCACAGUCACUGAAAAGCGUUUCAAGUUUGGUGCCACAACACUGCCACCGUUCUUUACCACAACAACCACAGCGGCUACCACCAUAAAACCUUUUGAGACCACCACCUUAACCUCCGAUAAGGAAGAAACUACACAAGUUCCGAACCAGGAACAGACAAUUAAAAACUACUUUGAGCGCAAGGAGGGAGUGGCCGAAGGAGAUCUGCAAAUGUCUGAAAAUCGAAUGGCCACCACAACAGAAGCUAUGGAGGACUCCACUUUCCUGUUGAAGGACCUGUCCAUGAUUAUGACAACCCUUGUCAAUUUAGUGGAUGAGCCCACGACUCCUAAAGAGGAACAGAAUGAGCCAGUGUUGGAGACCACUCUGAUGCCACUCUUCCGAUUCGCUUCCAAAACUGAGGCCCCCACCGAGCAGCCGGAAAUCAAAGAAGAAAAAGCUAUCACAGUGCCAUCUAAACAGGAGACCACAGAGUUACAAGCCUCCACACAACCCCAAUCAACGACAACAGAGGCGGCGGAGUCCAGAAGCUCCGCUGCAAUUACUGAACCCGCCCCACUGACCACUAAGGAAGAGCCACAGCUAAAUGCCCAACCGGAGGCCACCACAAAUGCUCCGGAGACGACAACCACAACCGCGGCGACAACAACCACCACCACAACCACCACUACCACAACCACCACCACCACAACCACUGCGACUCCCCCAACAAUAGCCACCACCACCACAACGCCCCGUCCAAUUUUAACGCGAGCUCCUAGAGUGGAGAGAAUCUUCAAUUCGGACGGAGUGGAGGUGCUCUACGGUUACUCGUCGGUGGUCCGGACAAACCGCUCUUGA